Messenger RNA from Pararge aegeria (speckled wood butterfly), 1531 nucleotides. RefSeq names its product prostatic acid phosphatase-like. The record is from RefSeq and is a predicted model, not a curated record. NCBI's taxonomy places the organism in Eukaryota, Metazoa, Arthropoda, Insecta, Lepidoptera, Nymphalidae. The coding region runs from base 268 to 1521 and encodes 417 amino acids. The transcript has 8 exons. Gene Ontology annotation, biological process: dephosphorylation. Gene Ontology annotation, molecular function: phosphatase activity.
UCUUAGGUCACUCGUUAUCGAUUUUUCAGUUUUCACAAAGGAACGCAAACCUGUAGCUUCACUUUAAGUAAAGAACGGUUAAUAAGGUAUAAAUACAGUAUUUUGUAGUGUCAAGUGUAUUAUUAUUUUGUGCUUAGAUAUUUAAAUCUUUAUUUUGUACUGUAAUAUUACAGUACUACGGUCAGCAAAUACUGCAUUUAUGCUGACCUAACUUGCUAUAAGGCUUCCGAACUACGACCACACAAUUGGUCAAAUCGGGCAUCCAAAAUGCGUAUAUUUACGAUUUUGAUAAUAACAGUCGUAUUAGCCUUUGCUGACGGAGAAUCAAUAGUGAAAUAUGCCGCGGUUAUAUUUAGACACGGCGAUAGGACACCUGUGGAACCUUAUCCAACUGAUCCGUGGAAGAAUGAAUCUCUCUGGCCUGUGCGAUUUGGACAACUUACGAAUUUAGGAAUCAGACAGCACUAUGCUCUCGGCGGAAUGCUUAGAAAACGGUACUCGAUGCUCAUUUCUGAAAAAUUUGAUCCGCAAGAAGUUUAUGUCAGAUCCACAGAUGUUGACCGCACACUUAUGUCAGCCCAAGCAAAUUUGGCAGGUAUGUAUCCACCUUCUGGUGAUGCAAUCUGGAACCCAAAUUUAAUGUGGCGCCCCAUUCCAAUACAUACAUUACCUGAAACAGAAGACGAAGUUUUGGCGAUGAAGAGAAAUUGUGACACUUACAAUGUGAAAAAAAAAGCAUAUAUAAACACAGAUGAAUACAAAACCAGACUUAGUAAAUUUCAAGGACUUAUGAAUUUGCUGACUUUAUAUACGGGCAAGAAGAUUGAAGAUUAUGAGGAUAUAAACGAAAUAUAUAAUACUUUGUUAGUCGAAUCAAUACAUGACUUCACUCUGCCAAAGUGGGCUCAAUUAUUGUAUCCCGAUAAAUUGCGAGGACCAUCUUGCUACAGUUUCACCACAGCAACCGCAACUCCCAUAAUGGCACGGCUAAUGACUGGACCGCUACUAAAAGAAAUCGUCGGUAAAAUGAAUACAGUGAUAACCAAGGAGAACCCGAAUCCCUUGAAACUCUCAAUAUACAGUGGGCAUGAUUUUACGAUCGGAAAUGUGCUGAAUGCUAUGGGGUUAUAUGAUGGAAACUGCCCCGUUUACACGGCCACAAUCUUUUUUGAACUGAUGCAAGAGAAAAGCACAAUGAACUAUUACGUGCAAAUGGUGUAUAGAAACUCGACAGGAACAGCAGAGCCAUACAUUCUUGACAUCCCCGACUGUGGACAGAUGUGCCCAUUUGAUAGAUUCGUGGAAUUGUACUCAAACCUGGUCGACGUUGAUUGGCAUACUGAGUGUAGAUAUCAGAUACCGUGGCUUACUGAAGCAUUGUUCGCGUUGGAAAUGCUUGUACUUUUCUUUCUGUUAUACACAUUAUAUUACAUGAGAGUUCGUGCUGGAGAAGAGUCUAAAAGGAGAAGCCAACCUGUUUACACUAUCCCUAUAAAGGAGGAUAACAACAAUUUAGUUUAGUUAAGAGUUU